This is a messenger RNA of Engraulis encrasicolus (European anchovy), 2314 nucleotides long. Its product is annotated as early endosome antigen 1-like. The coding region runs from base 11 to 2314 and encodes 767 amino acids. Lineage: Eukaryota; Metazoa; Chordata; Actinopteri; Clupeiformes; Engraulidae. Gene Ontology annotation, cellular component: myosin filament; cytoplasm; myosin II complex. The record is from RefSeq and is a predicted model, not a curated record. The transcript has 31 exons. Gene Ontology annotation, molecular function: microfilament motor activity; actin filament binding.
AAUAGAUAGCAUGACUGAAGAAGAGAAAACAUUUAUUAUGACAUGCUUGGAUUUUAAUGGCAAGGACACAUCCAUGGAGUUCAACAUCAAUGAGCUGAAUAGUAGAAUCGUGGUUUUGAGCAAAAACCUCUCAGAUGUAAAAAGGCAGCUGAGGCAAGAGAAACUGCAAAAUGGACAACAAGCAGAUAUGCCUUUUCUUCGGAUUCGUGAAAUGCAGAUGAGGAUUAGUGGCUGGAUAGAGGAGAUGGACGCCAAGACCAUAUCUGUUGCUAAGUUAACUCUUCGAGUUCUGGAGGAAUACAUGAGAGUGCAAAACUUGAAGUCAAAAAUGUCCUUUGCGAAAGGUGCUGAGCGCACAGCAUUGAAAGACCAGUUAAAGAAGAGGGAGGAGACACUGAGGCAAGCUGAACUUGACCUCAUUGGUGCAAGUGGAUCCUCCAACCUGAUAAUGCAAAUAGUGAAACUGCGGGAGAGGAUCAUCGAAUUAGAGAGCAGAGAGCCGAAUGAUGACUUGGAUCAAGAAAUCAAUGAGUUGAGAGAACAAUUGGAGAAGCUGCUCAAACAAAUAGAGGGCAAGCCAGAUGUUUCAGGAGUUACACAGAUCAUCCAAUUCCAAGAACACAUAUUACAUCUGAGCAAAAGACUGCAGAUAUUCAAACAACAGGCUGAGACCAAAAUCACUGAAUUGAAGAAGCAGUUGGCACUGAAGAAUAGUCAGCUGGAAAGUCAGUCUUCCAAGGGCCCUGCUGCUUCACAAAUUAUUAUCAUUCAAAAAGAGAUCGAUGCAAUAUUGGGACACAUUGAGUAUGAGAAGAAGAAAUUAUCUGCCCAGACUGAAGAAUUGGAGAGGACUAUAACCAACAACAAGAAUUUGAUGACGGAGCAACUAAAGGCACUGGAGAAAGCUAAUCAAGCUGACUAUGAUCUCAUUGUGAAGGUUAUCGCACAGCAGAUUGAAAUCGGUGAGAUAGAAAGACAGGAAUGCUCUGCACAGAAGGACGCAUUGGACCUUCUGGCUGAACUCCAGGAGAAAGUGGCAGCAAAAGAGGCAGAUAUCAUCAAUCUUCAGGAAAAUAAUAAAAGGCUUCAGCAGCAGCUCCAGGACAUGACUCAUGAAUGCUCAGCGGUGAAAGACCAGAUAAAAGUGCUGGAGGGCUCUCUGGUGGAAGAAAUACAAAAAGUGAAGGGGGAUCAGAAAGCAAUUCUGGAGCUGCUUUCACUUAAGUUACGCAUACAACAAAUCAAAAUGAACAUAGCCUCUGAGAAGACUUCUGAGAGGAUUAUUGAAAUGAAAGCGGUUCUGAAGCAGGAGGAGGAGAAAAUGAAAGACAAAGCUACCGAAAUAAUAAACAGUGGUUUGGAAGGUUCUGCCGAAGUUGUGAACAUAAUAUCAUUUCUGGUGGAGAUAUGGGGCCUGCAGACCGGUGUGGAGAGUGAGGACACCCUCAUCCGGAUCAGAGAUCUGCAAAUGGAGGUAGAACGCCAGAUCAAUACUCUGAAGGACACUGUUAACAGCAAAUUAUUACUGAGUGUGUUGGCAUCCCAAACAGACCAGACCAGGAUCAAAAGGCUGACAGUAGUCAUCAGUGAGAAAUACGAAUUGGCACUCGCAGAGUUGCACACUAAGCUGAAUAUGACAGAGGAAGCGCUCAAUGAUAAAAUGUUACAACUGGAGACCAAGGACAAGGACAGAAAGGCGAUUGAAAGACAGAUCAAAACGUUGCAGAGUGAAAUUGAAAGGCUGGACGCAGACAUUAAAGCACUGAAUAAGACCGCCAGUGCCAAAAUUGCAGAUCUUGAGCAACAGCUGAGGGCCAGAGAGCGGGAGCUGAGGGAGGCAUCUAAACAGAUGCAGGAAGCUGACAAGAAAAAUGGUGAACUCUUGAUCCGCAUUACUACGUUGGUGGCGAAAUUAGAGGAGACAGAGAGAAAUGCUUAUGAGAAGAACCAGCAUCUCACAUUCCAAAUCACCUCACUGGAAAAGAAAGUAGAAAGUCUGACCAAAGAGAACAACAACAUCAAAGAAAACAACAAAGCUCUGGAGAAAGAGAUCGAAGAGUGUUCUGGACUGCAGCAGAGAUAUGAUGACUUGAAGAAGGAAAUAGACGAUCUCAUGAGUACAGUCAGUGACAGCCACAAAUUCAUUUUGCAGAUUAACGAUCUAACUAUUGAAAUUGAAGACAUCCAGAAGAGUAUUGCGGGCAAACCAGACAAGGCUGUCGAGUUGAAGAAGCAACUGGAUGAAAAGCUGAAAGAGCUAGAAGCACUCAAGAAUAAAACAACCAAUGUUCCUGGAUCUAAGGAGAGUGAGUAG